AUUCUCUCCGCGCUUGCCCCGGAAGUGGUGGAUGAUGGGAUCUCCCGGAAGGAAGCGGUGAAUGCUGGGAUCUCCCGGAAGGAAGCGGCUCGGCUUUGGGCUGAGGCCGGGGAUCAGCCUGGAAGGAAGGAAUGUGUGAUGAGGCGCUCGGUGUCCCGGCUGGUAUGGCUCUGCUUGGUGUGCGGGUUCUGCUCUCUCCUCUACGCCCUCACACAGAGGGGGAGUGGAGACACCGAGACCCGGCAGCCGCUCAUCUCACCUCCCCGCUGGCGGCUGGAGCAACCCCAGAGAGCCAGGUGUAAGAAUUUCUCUGUUUCUUUCUGGAAUCCCUAUUGGAUGCUACCCACUGGUGUGUGUGGAAAGGACUGCUUUUGGGAAGCUGCUUUUAGAUACAAUCUUCCUGUAAAACAUGGCCUGGACACUAUGCACUUGGCAGUUGUGGCUUGUGGUAGUAGACUGGAAGAGACUAUUACGAUGCUGAAAUCUGCACUUCUGUUUAGUAGAAAACCUCUUCAGGUUCACAUCUUUGCUGAGGACCAGUUGCACAGUGACUUCACUAUUAUUUUAAACAGCUGGGGGAAUGCAAAGAAAUUUAAAUAUACUUUGUACCCUAUAUCUUUUCCACCGGAAAAUGCAGCAGAAUGGAGAAAACUCUUUAAGCCCUGUGCAUCACAAAGACUGUUCCUGCCGUUAUUACUGAAGGAUGUGGAUUCGUUAUUGUAUGUUGACACAGACAUACUGUUCUUGCGUCCUAUGGAUGAUAUUUGGUCUUUCUUGAAUGAAUUUAAUUCAACACAGAUUGCUGCUAUGGCUCCUGAACAUGAAGAGCCCCGCAUAGGAUGGUAUAACCGCUUUGCUCGGCAUCCUUAUUAUGGAAAGACUGGCAUUAACUCUGGAGUUAUGUUAAUGAACAUGACUCGUAUUCGAAUGAAACUCUUUAAGAAUGACAUGACAACCGUUCGUCUGCAUUGGGGAGAAAUCCUGAUGCCAUUGCUGAAAAAGUACAAGUUAAAUAUAACUUGGGGGGAUCAGGAUCUGCUCAAUAUUAUCUUCUCUCACAACCCAGAAAGCCUUUUCGUCUUCCCGUGCCAGUGGAAUUAUCGUCCUGAUCACUGCAUCUAUGGAAGUAAUUGUAAAGAAGCUGAAGAUGGUAUUUUUAUUUUACAUGGGAACAGAGGAGUAUACCAUGAUGAUAAACAGCCAGCCUUUAGAGCUGUGUAUGAAGCACUACGUAAUUUUUCCUUUGGAGAUGACCUCAUCCGCUCUUUAUUAUAUCCUUUAGAACUGGAAUUGCAGAAAACUGUGCACACAUACUGUGGAAAGAUAUACAAACUGUUCACCAGACAGCUGACAAAUAGCAUUGACGACUUUUAUGCGCAGAGAUCAAAUGCAAGGUGAUGCUUUUGGCAGAGCUCUAUUAUGUGUGGACUAAAUGGAAUUGCACAAAGAACAGAACGGCAGCAAUCAUACGCUUCUGUUCAGAGGAAGCACUACAUGCUGUGUACACCGUUACUGGAAACCAUUGUGUUGGGCCAUCAAAAUGAACAAAAGCUUUCAACAUAUCCUUGUGCGUUCUCAUAAUCUAGUACAGAUAGCGGGAUAUGUUGUACAUUUAAGUGUAAAUAAUUUUUACUAUUUCCUGUAGCUUGUAUUCAAGCCAAAUAAAAGAUAAUGAUGGUG
Rana temporaria (common frog) is the source of this 1680-nucleotide messenger RNA. It is a transcript of the gene GXYLT1, whose product is annotated as glucoside xylosyltransferase 1. Gene Ontology annotation, biological process: protein O-linked glycosylation via N-acetylgalactosamine. Bases 139 to 1398 code for a protein of 419 amino acids. The transcript has 8 exons. The record is from RefSeq and is a predicted model, not a curated record. NCBI's taxonomy places the organism in Eukaryota, Metazoa, Chordata, Amphibia, Anura, Ranidae. Gene Ontology annotation, molecular function: UDP-xylosyltransferase activity.